GUAAUCUGUCAGGUGACAUGGACAAGCUGGAUCCUUAUGUCCGACGGAAAAUGGCCCAAAGACUAGAUCCCAGUAUUGGAGCGGACUGGCGUGAACUAGCCAAGAGACUGGGCCUAGGAACAUUGGAGAGUGCGUUCGCUAUACACUCAAGCCCGACCACACAAGUGUUGGCACAAUAUGAGGCUGCUGAUGGUAGUAUCAAGACUUUACGGCAGGUUCUUCGUGACAUGCGCAGAGGAGAUGUGUUAGAGAUCCUUGAUGGCCGCAAGUCUCCACUAUCACACGACUCGGGAUUUGAUUCAGGUCUCGGUUCCCAGUCCCUGUCGGCUUACAGAUCAGAAGAGUUGGCGUCUUAUGAGGCCGGGAGCUCCAGUGUUCCGUCUAGUUCUUCAUUACAGAAAGGAACAACAAGUCUUGAGUCUACUCGAAAGGCUGGGGGCUAUCGACCAAUCAGGCAACACCAAGAUGUGUUUUAACUCGCAGCAAUGGAUUAGAUUAGUGACGGCACGAAUUUGUUAAUCCUCAGUGGCAACAUGCAUUGCGUGACAAUGUAACGUCAGAUGCCGACAAUGUACUAUGUGUGACGCAACUCUAAGUCAACUUGCCGCAUAACACAGCCGUGAAUUGUGCAAUGUGUGACGAGCGGUCAGCUCUCUGGAGUGUUGCGUUACUUCUCCUGAUCACGUGAUAUUCAUAGCUCCAUAGAUAGUUUACAUAGACUUCAGACAAAAGAGAGGAUUUUCGUUGCGUCGAGUUGAUAUUAAAAAAGAAAAUGUGCUAAACUUUAUAAUUAUUAUUGUUUAUUCCUUACGCAAACAGUGUUUAAUUUCUACUUGGUCUAUAUCAAUAUUAUGUAAUCGCAAGUUUUGUCGUGACUUCAAAAGUCAGUUUUGUUGUAAACCUCUGUAAAAUUAAUUUGUGUGCCAUUAAUAGUACUUAUUCAUCCGUUGAUUCUUUAUCCAUUACUCGUUUUGUAACUAUUUUUUAUGGGUAAGUUAUUUGGACCCACUAAGGCUGGUGUUAACAGAAGUGUAGCAGCUCUCGUAAGCUUGUAAUUCUCUUGAUUGUUAGCAGCUGUUAUUGUUUUAGGGCUAGGGGCAUUGUUUCUGCUGUUUGUUCUAUUGUUCUCUCAAAGGGUAGCAAGCCACUCAUGUGAGACCUUACGAGAGCUGCUAAAUCACCUGGUGUUAACGAGGAAGAAUGGAUCCUUGUUUUCUGCCAUGGACUGUCUUUAAGUUUUUGCGUUGCCGAGAUGAAAAUGUCUGCCGGUGAUCUUACAGUUUUUAGGUUAGUGUAUGGGUAAUGGUAUAUGUAGAUGUACCUAAACCUCCACAAUGUAGUGAUGAUAAUAAAAAUACCAUACUAAGCUUUAAUGACUUGAAUCAAUAAAUACACUGAAAGUGAUAAAAUAGA
Molecule: messenger RNA, 1413 nt
Organism: Orbicella faveolata
Lineage: Eukaryota; Metazoa; Cnidaria; Anthozoa; Scleractinia; Merulinidae
Product: nuclear factor NF-kappa-B p105 subunit-like
Biological process (GO): signal transduction; regulation of DNA-templated transcription
Cellular component (GO): cytoplasm
Molecular function (GO): DNA binding; protein binding; DNA-binding transcription factor activity
Source: RefSeq, a predicted model, not a curated record